UCUUCCGACAGGUUUUCAUUUCGACUUUCUUAUUCUUCCACUUCCAUCCUUCCGUGGUUCCGUUCCAGUUGGUUCUUCGAAUUUUAUCGUGAUAAAACGUGUUAUCAUCUAUUAAAAUGCAAGUGCCGCCAAUUUUCAUGGAAUUGCCAUUAGAUGAUCAGGCACAAGAACUGAGAGUAUAUUUUAAAAAUCUUGGUGCAGAAAUUAGCGAAGAGAAAUCUCCAAAAGGUAUAGAAGAUGAUUUGCACAAAAUUAUCGGGGUAUGCGAGGCAUGUUUCAAAGAAGGCAACGAAAAUGAAAUAGAAACUGUAUUAAAUGACAUUGUCUCUAUCAUGAUUCUGAUACCUAUGGAACGUGCUGAAAAUUUAAUUUUGGCAUUUUGUGAGAAACUUGUAAAAGCACCUGGAUACAAGCUCGGAUUGGUCUGCCUAAAAGCUUUAUGGCUCUUAUUUCAAUCCCUUGCUGAUGAUUCACCAAUGAGAUAUCAUGUUUAUUAUCAUUUGGUACAAAUAGCUCGAAAUGUUGAUCAAGUAAAAGCUGUAUACAGUGGAAUAGAUCAAUUGAAGCAACAAUUUGCCUCCUUUCCUCCAUCAAAUGAGCAAAUGCAAAAAUUGCUACGUUUGUUGCACGAAGUUCUUCUAAGCUGCAAACAAGGAGAGCAAGCAGCAGCUGUUAUGGUAGAGUUGUUGGGAACUUAUACAGCAGAGAAUGCUUCUGCGGCUAGAGAAGAUGCACAGCGUUGUAUAUUAGCUGCGUUAGCAGAUCCAAAUACAUUUUUGUUAGAUCCACUUUUGGCUUUGAAACCUGUCAGAUUUUUAGAAGGAGAAUUGAUACACGAUUUACUUCUUGUAUUUGUACAAGAUAAAUUACCAGCCUAUUUGCAUUUCUAUCAACACCACAGAGAAUUUGUCGAGCAUCAACUUGGAUUGAACCAUGAACAAAACAUGAAGAAGAUGAGGCUGUUAACCUUUAUGCAACUUGCAGAGACAAAUCCAGAAAUGUCUUUUGAUACAAUACAAGAGGAGUUGCAAAUUGAUGAAUCUGAAGUAGAAAGCUUCAUAAUCGAUGUUUUAAAAACGAAACUUGUGAGAGCUCGAAUGGAUCAAGCCGGUCGUAAAGUAUUAAUUUCGAGCACGAUGCAUAGAACGUUUGGUCGUCCACAAUGGAUGCAACUGCGAGAUUUGCUCGUAUCGUGGAAAGCUAAUCUUUCGGCUGUACAGGAUGGCAUGAAGACUGUAGCCGCUACGCAAAUGGAACUUGCAGCAAAGAAUAAAGCUGCUCUUGCUCACUAACAGUACUGAAAAAUUCUAUAAAUAUGCACAAUUAUUCGUGAACAUACCGUGUCUCAUGAUAAGUAAACUUGAAUCAAUAAAUAUGAACGCGAUAAGAUGAAGUACUUCAUUUUUAUCAAAAGCAGAAUAUGAUUAUGUCAUGCGUUCAAUGGAGUUUUUUUCAUGCAUAACGUCUAAAUGUAUUAAUAUUUAAUUAUUCAGUCAAUAUGUUUAAAAAAAUUGCAAAAAGAUAUCCAUUCUUUUAUAAUAAAAUAUACGAUAUUAUAAAAAGCGUGUUUUUGACAAUUUGCUUAAUUUGCUUUGAACCUUACUUUCUAAAUGUAAUCCUCUUAUUAUAUUGACAUUUGCGAUGUAUUUCUCUAUAUCACGUUAAUUAUAUAAUCUUAUAAAG
This is a messenger RNA of Monomorium pharaonis (pharaoh ant), 1683 nucleotides long. It is a transcript of the gene eIF3m, whose product is annotated as eukaryotic translation initiation factor 3 subunit M. NCBI's taxonomy places the organism in Eukaryota, Metazoa, Arthropoda, Insecta, Hymenoptera, Formicidae. The transcript has 8 exons. The record is from RefSeq and is a predicted model, not a curated record. Gene Ontology annotation, cellular component: eukaryotic translation initiation factor 3 complex; cytoplasm. Gene Ontology annotation, molecular function: translation initiation factor activity. The coding region runs from base 117 to 1292 and encodes 391 amino acids. Gene Ontology annotation, biological process: cytoplasmic translational initiation.